GCAACUCAACUAUUUCCUGUUAGCAACCACACCAAGCUGUUAGUUUCUAAGAGGGAUAUUUUCGAGCUACUGCGCUCUUGUCUUUUGAGUGAGGAAACAGCUCUUCGUAGGAUCUUUUGUAGCUGAUAUUUUUUUCUGCUGAUAUCUUAGCUCCAGACAGAGUCAAGAUGAGUGAACAAAUAAAGUUCAUUGUUGAUCAACUGAAUAAGGAACCCUUCAGAAAAAACUUCAACCUAAUAACAUUUGACUCGUUGGAGCCAAUGCAGUUGUUACAGGUGCUCAACGAUGUACUGGCCGAGAUUGAUCCUAAGCAAAAUAUUAACGUUCGAGAAGAAAUGCCUGAUCAGACAGCAAAACGCAUGUUCAACGUCCUUGGUGUGCUUAAGUACAAACCUCCUGGAAAUCCUGCAGAUGUGAGUAAUUUUCGCCAGGGGUUAGUGACUGGUGCUAAGCCAGUUAUCCAUCCAAUUUUAUACUGGCUGCUACAGAGAAUGGCAGAGCUGAAGAAGAGAGCUUAUCUGGCUCGAUAUCUUGUAAAGCUGGAAGUUCCUGCUGAAUUUCUGCAAGAGGAUGUUGUAAUGGACACGUUUCAUCAGUAUGAAGAGCUGGUGGAAAGAUUCAAAGGCCUGCAUAAAGAAAGCGAGCAACUGAAGAGUUCUGGAUUUUCUACCGCAGAAAUUCGAAAGGAUAUUGGUACUAUGGAGGAAGAGAAGGAUCAGCUUGUCAAGAGAGUGGAGCGUCUGAAGAAAAGGGUGGAGACAGUUUCCAAUCACCAACGGAUGCUUGAAAUGGCACGACAACUGCGUGUGGAGAAAGAGAGAGAGGAGUCUCUAACCCAACAGAAACAAGAACAGAAAAAUCAGCUGUUCCACACUGAGCAGAGGCUGCAGAGAUCCCAACAACAACUGAAGGACCUUCGACAGGCAGCAGCAGAUGCAAAGCCAGAGAGCUUGAUGAAGCGACUAGAAGAAGAGAUUAAGUUUAACUCUUACAUGGUUACUGACAAGCUUCCUAAGGAAAUUGACAGCAAAAAGCAAACAUUGCAGUACCUGCAGAAGGUUGUUUCUGAACCCGCCAUGGGACAAUCUGAACUUGCAGAACUUGAAGACAAGAUACAGGAACUGAAUAAGCAAAUUAAUCAGCUAAUAGAGAAACGAAUGAUGAGAAAUGACCCAAUUGAUGAUAAAUUAUCUCUCUUUAGACAGCAGGCAUCAAUUAUCAUGCGCAAAAAAGAAGCUAAAGCGGAAGAGCUACAAGAAGCAAAAGAAGAGCUGUCCAGAGUAGAAAAAGAACUGGCACAGCGGUCAAGUCAGGCACGGGACUUGGAUGGUAAUGAAAUCAUUAAAGAUGAUGAGCUUAAGAAAUAUGUCAGCAAGUUAAGAAGCAAAAGUAUGGUUUUCAAGAAGAAGCGUCAAGAGAUUGCUGAGUUGCGGGCAGAGUAUGGUGUCUUGCAGAGGACAGAGGAGAUACUGAAACAGCGGCUGGAAGCUAUGCAGCAGCAACUGCAAUCGAUUGAAGCCAAGCGGGGCAUUUCUGGGUAUAGUGACACCCAAGAAGAGUUGGAGAGAGUGUCUGCCAUCAAGAGCGAACUGGAUGAAAUGAAGGGACGUACUCUGGACGAUAUGUCAGAAAUGGUAAAGAAGCUAAACACCCUAAUUUCAGAAAGGAAGUCUGCACUGGCUCCACUUAUCAAGGAGCUAAGACCUUUGAGACAGAGGUGCCAGGAACUUACUCAGGAGCACGAAGAAAAAAAAGCCCAGUAUGAUAGCUGUGCAGCAGGCCUGGAGAGCAACAGAUCAAAGCUGGAGCAGGAGGUGCGAGCUCUUAGAGAAGAAAAUAUUCAAGAGGAAAGCAGAUACCAUUACAUCGAUUGCAUGAAAGCCGUCACUGAAAUGCAAAUUCAGAGGGCUGCAGAUGAAACCAAACUUUACGUGUCGGCAGAACCUCAGGACAGAAGAAGAGCUAUUAGGGAGCAAUACACAAGGAAUAUUCUUGAGCAAGAGAAUUUAGGAAAGAAACUGCGUGAUAAGCAGAAAGAGGUGCGAGAGUGUCAUGGUCCAAAUAUGAAACAGGUGAAAAUGUGGCGUGACUUAGAGCAGCUGAUGGAGUGCAAGAAGCAGUGCUUCAUGAAGCAAAACCAAGCGUCCAUAGGACUGGUUAUCCAGGGUGGUGGGGAAGACAGGCUGGUCCUGUAAAAGUUCUGGGUAAUCUCACAUGUGGGAGACAGCGUUAUCCCCCAAAAUAUAAUGCAGUCACAGAAAAUGUUUUGUAAUUCUCUUUUUGCCACAUUGUAAAUUCAUGUCUGCUUUAUGCUUGUUAUAGUAUAGUUAGUCUUUAUUUUCUGCUUAAUUCUGUGGUGAAGUUUUGUUUCAUUAUUUUCAUGUGUAUUUAUGAUGAACUUUAAGCCACAAAUUAAAAUAUAAACUGUACAUUGUGUGAUAUAAUGAAAGUAUUCAUUCUGCAUAUGUAUUGUGUUACAUUCUUAUUAAUAAGUCUUCUCAAAUGGGUAUACUUGAUUUACUUUCCCUUUAGCCCCUCCAUUUGCUCAAGUGUUAGGGAAAAUGAAUUAAUUAAUGACUAAA
Erpetoichthys calabaricus (reedfish) is the source of this 2582-nucleotide messenger RNA. It is a transcript of the gene ift81, whose product is annotated as intraflagellar transport 81 homolog. The coding region runs from base 168 to 2195 and encodes 675 amino acids. Gene Ontology annotation, molecular function: tubulin binding. Lineage: Eukaryota; Metazoa; Chordata; Cladistia; Polypteriformes; Polypteridae. Gene Ontology annotation, biological process: intraciliary transport; cilium assembly. The record is from RefSeq and is a predicted model, not a curated record. Gene Ontology annotation, cellular component: centrosome; cilium; intraciliary transport particle B. The transcript has 19 exons.